Messenger RNA from Leptosia nina, 1287 nucleotides. The record is from the annotation of a GenBank genome assembly. NCBI's taxonomy places the organism in Eukaryota, Metazoa, Arthropoda, Insecta, Lepidoptera, Pieridae.
AUGCGUGACGUGAGAGUAUACUGUGUGUUAUUGUGUUCCCUGGCGAUUUGUGCAGCGAAAAUUUGCAAGAUUCCCAAUGGUGGUGCCGGAGAGUGCAGGCCGAUAGAAAAAUGCAAACCCCUGUACGACCUAGAUAACAAACCAUACAAGACAGAAGCGGACGAAACAAUAUUACACCAGUCUUUUUGUGGAAAUCCAUUUAAUCCUAACAUAAAGGUUUGUUGCCCCCCGCGAAGUCAGUGGACGAAUUUCAGAAUAAAACCAGUUUUAUUUCCCGAUCAUACGGUCAUAUCAACCCCGGCAAUCAGUAGUAACCCGGAUAUCGAUAGAACUCCAUACAUCAAUAAAGACCCUGAUAUUAAUAAAAUCCCGGUGCCUGGGCCAGCUGUUCUUAGCAUACCAGAUAGAAAUGACCCUCCUGAUGUGAUUAUCAAUUACAACCAAUUAUCCCAUCAGAAUGAAGACAAUAAUGUAAAAGAAGAGAUUUCAACAUCCACUUGUGGCAUUGAUACCAGCAGUGGGAAUAAAAUUUUUGGAGGCGAAGCGACUAACAUCGACCAAUACCCGUGGUUAGUUGUAUUAGAAUACUCUGGUGGUCUUCUGUUAUGUGGCGGGAGCUUGAUUACAACAAAGUUCAUAAUGACGGCAGCUCACUGUAUAAAUGGCAUUAAUCGACCGCCGGUAUUUGCUCGUCUAGCUGAAUAUAACAUAACAUCAUUUCCUACCGACGUUGUUGAAACGGAUGGUGGUGGUGAAGAUUCUAUUACAGUGACUAUCAUCCCCGUUGAGAAGACAUUGGUCCAUCAUGAGCACAACCUGCGAUUAAGAACACACGACAUCGGACUCGUCAAACUAAGUCGCAAUGCAGUGUUGUCAGAUUUUAUCAAAAUCAUCUGCCUGCCGACGACAGACCUGCUACCUCAAUUCAACAAAAAAACAAACUUCACCCUAGCCGGCUGGGGAAGUGAUGAAACUGGUGGUGCUAGUGAUGUGAAGAAACAUGUCAUGCUACCGUUUGUGAAGGAAGAUCACUGUAAAAGAAUUUAUGCAGAUUUGCCGCUAUUGAAUGUGGUGUGCGCCGGUGGAGAGGCCGGUAAAGACUCGUGCGAUGGUGACUCUGGAGGACCCUUGAUGUACGAAGUGGAACAGAAAUAUAUAGCGGUAGGGGUGUUAAGUUUUGGAUAUCGCCAGUGUGGGAUAGCUGAUCGCCCUAGUGUCUACACCAAUGUCUUUAAGUAUGUAAAAUGGAUCAACGACGUAGUGGAAGGGAGAAUACCAAUGAAUUGA